AUGAGAACUCAAGAGGAGCACGAGUACUUCCAUCACGAGGUAGUCCAGGCCCACCCCAGCAUGGCAUAUGUCAUGCCUUUGUGGCCUGAAGACCUCCAAGGACAGCGCGAUGCGGCGCAGGCUGCGGGUUACCACACACGAAUUCUUCGAGCCCAGCCCAGCUGGCAGGACCGCAGGGACGUCCUCAUCUUCAGCGACAACCCCAGGCUGGUAGACGAGCACUACAGAAGAGUAGGGCAGCGCGCCGCCGAGGGCCUAACUUGGAUGGAGAUCCUGAACGGCCUCGGGAUGGCGCGGGGCUUCGUCGCGGACAUGAUAGCCGUCUGGUCUCUCUUCUCCGCGUUGCGGGGCUAG
Molecule: messenger RNA, 354 nt
Organism: Trametes versicolor FP-101664 SS1
Lineage: Eukaryota; Fungi; Basidiomycota; Agaricomycetes; Polyporales; Polyporaceae
Exons: 1
Coding region: 1-354 (117 amino acids)
Source: RefSeq, a predicted model, not a curated record